UUGACUUGUCAAUUGUGUUUGUUGUUUUUAUUGUGGUCCGAUUUUUGGCGCAAAAAUAUUUUAUAUAACAGCUCUGCUAAUGGACAAAAAAAUUGUUUGGCAAUGGAGUUAACACAGCGGCUAGAAUGUACACAAGAAUUGUACCCAAACAGUUCUGAGAAGGAAUUUCCUGAUCAGAUCGGAUUUUUGGGUAUUUGCGGGACAAAGUACCCAUUGAAAAAAGGACCUAAUAAAAUCGGUCGAGAUCCUGACACUUGUAAUAUUAAUUUAAACCUAAACUCAAUAUCAAGGCAGCAUGCUGUGAUAAAUAUAUUGAACAACCAUGAAUACAUGCUCAUGGACUUGGAUUCGGCGAACAAGACUAAGCUCUGUGAUAAAACAUUAGAAGCAUAUAUACCAUAUCCUCUGAAAAAUGGGGAUAUGGUACAGUUUGGGCAAGUUUUUGGGGUGUUCAGGCUAUUUGAAGAGGACAAUGACCUACCAAUGACACAAGCAAUUGAUGUUCCAGAGACUCCAAUACAUAGUCGACAUAUCUCCAAAUUGAAUACAAUACAUGUUACUACAAUACCAGAGUCACCUGAUGUUAGUGAUAGGGAUGAUUCAUUCAUUGUUGCAUCACAACCAAAGCCAACAAAUAUGUUCAAAAGUCCAAACAACAGAUUUAUAAAGACAUCGGGCACAACAAUAUCAAUCAAACCAAUUGGUUCAAAUAAAAUUGAUAAUGUGUUCUGGAGCUCUUCUAAAAAGUCGGAAUCGUUUAGCUCUCAAUCCAAUAUUUCUAAUAACAAAAUACAAGUACCACUAGUUGAUAACAUGUCAGAUCAAACAAAUAUACAUGAAGCUAACACACAAAUUACAGAUAAUCAUGAUGAAACAAUCGAUUCGAUUUAUAAUGCGAAUACACAGUUUAUAGAAACAACAUCAGCACCUUUAAUACAUAAUAUGGAAACACAGGUGCCAACAGACCUACCCGAAGUUUGCAAAAUAGCAGAUCAACGCAAUCUUCAUUUUAAUUUUACUACAGAAAACAAAGAAAAUGAUAAUAAUAUAUUUAAUGCUGAAACACAGAUAGAUCCCAAUAUAAAUAAAAAUGUUAUUAACAAUAUACAGCCUAAUCCCUUAAGUACUGAAAAUGAAAAUAAUGAAUCUGAUGAAGAAAUAUUAUUUGAGGAAAUUGAUAGUCAACCACUGCAGGAUAACUUUGAAUCACAAGCAUUACUGCUCCCAGAAUUUGACGGCCUGACGAAUGAUAAUCCAGAUGUUUUUGUAGAAAAUAAAAAGGAAUCCAGGAAAAUAAGUGAUAGUCAAAAAUGUACUAAAAGAGUACACCAAAUAAAAUCUGAUAGUUCAACUGAUUGUGAAGAUGAAGAUAUUAAUAUUGCGAUGACCCAAAAAAUACCUGAACUAAAUGAUGACGAUGUAACUGACUGUGAAGAUGAACCCGAAGCUAUAACUAAAGCAACUGGACCAACAAAGGACAAAAUUAUUGCUAUUGAUGACGAUGUCACUGAUUGUGAAGAUAAUUUUGAUGAAGAUAUUUUGAGUGUAUCCAAAAAGCAAAUUCAUGAUUUAGAUACGCAAAUAAUUGAAAAGGACACGAAAACUAAGCACAGUAAUAUAAUCAUAAAAGAUAAUAAAAAUAGGACACUAAAUAAUGUUGAAAAAGAUAAAAAUGAUUCAAAGAGAAACGAAACUGUUGUUGACUUCGAAGACCUACCAACACAAAUAAUAGACGAAGAGCCAUUGAAAGAUAUUUGUUUUGAAGAAGAAUUGACACAAAAAAUUUAUUCCCAAGAAAUUGUGCCUCCUUUUAAUAUUCCAAAAACAACACCUUUAAAAAAUAAAAAAAAAAGUGAUUCAGAUUUAAAAAUUGUUAACCAUAUAGUAAACAAUGAGCAAAGACACUCUAAUGAAAAUAUUAAUAUAGAUGAUAAACAGUACUAUGCGGCUACACAGGACAUAUUUAAUGAUUUAUGCUCUCAAAGGGAGCCUUCUCCCGUAUUCAAUAAAACUCCUUCCAAGGCACCGAAUAUGGGUAAAAAAAAUAAAGUAAAGGAACUUUCUGCAAAUAAAAUCGUCACUUCAAAACCGUUAGGCCAAGACUCAACUGAUGAUAGUGACAUUGACGAUAAAAUCGAUAACUUUGUUUCUAUCUUAUCUAAUUCGCAAAUUAAGGAUGCUGCAGGUGCAAAAAAAAUGACGAGUAGCACUUCAGAUUCUGAAGUAACACCAAAAAGAAUAAACCCUGUUACAUUAAUGAACACCAUAUUACCAAAUACAGAAGAAAUCAAAAAGAAUUUAUCGUUCUAUAAAGAUCGGAAAUUGGACGUGUCGAGUGAAUCAGAACCAGGAAAUGAUAAUGCACCAGUCAAAUUUCGUGACAGGAAAAAGGAACCAUUUAAAGCAAAAACGAGUUUGACAAAAAAGUUUGAAGACGAAGUGAUACCCACGAGGAAAAUUACAAGAAUUAGAAAACCUACAAUGAAAAUGAUGCAAAACAAUGAUGAAACCGCCAAAAAUUUCGGAGACAAUGUGCUUAUGACAACACUUUCAACCAGCAAACAAAUAGAAAAAAAUAAGGAAACUAAAUUUGAGAAAAUUAAAAAUGUAAAAGAGAAAUCAAAUAAAAGUAAAUCUGAACCUGAUGGAAGAAAUAAAACAAAAGACAGCAAAAAAACAUAUGAUAAAACAAAGGUAGAAAAGAGAAAAUCAGAGAAUGAGACUCGCGGAAGAAAGAAAACUAAAGAAACUGGCGAACCAAUAAUAGAGCAAACAAAACCAACAGUUGUACAAGCAAAUAAUAAAAACAUUACAAAGGAUAUAUCACAUUAUUUAAAAAUUACCGACAGACGGACGCGUAGUCGAAGUAACCAAAAAUCAGAAGCUAUAAAUGACAAAAAAUUAGAAGUAGAAAAGAAAGAAAAAGCACAAAUUCGAGAACAAAGCACAGAUAAGAAAAGUCAACACACCAAAGAAACAGAUAAGAGUGAAUCGCCUUUACAAAUCGUAACACGAAGUAGGAAACAUAGAUCGUCUAAAAAAACAGAAGAAACACAGAACGAUACCAUACCCAAAGCAAACCUUUCCAAAAGCGAUCUUGAACAAAGUGCGGUUUAUAACAUUUCCUCCGGUUCAUUAAAUAAAGCGAAGAUUAAAAGAUCAGCUACUGAAAAUAUUGAAUUUCCAACUGCAAAGAAAACUAAGACAGAAACAAUUUCUAAUAAUGUUUCUAUGAGAGCCACUCCCGCUCGGAAAAUCAAAACGCAUCAUGUUUUAUUUACAGCAUUUCCAUGCGAGGAAGUGAAAAUGAAAUUAGAAAAAUUAGGGGCUAAAAUAGUGACCGACGUGAUGCAGUGCACUGUGGUACUGACGAUGCAAAUCAAGCGUACCUUUAAACUGUUGUGUGCACUUGGACUCGGAAAACCCAUAGUUGGCCCGUCUUGGGUGCAGGUCUGUGCAGACACGAAUAUGAUUGUUGACCCCUGGCUACACUUGAUCAAGGACGAGGCAACUGAGAAGCGAUUCCAGUUUAACUUGGAUCGUUCGCUUGCAGUCCGUCGCGGCUUCCUCAAGGGCUUCAACAUAUCAUCCACCCCCAGAGUGACGCCCUGCGCGCAAGAAAUGCAAUUAAUAGUCGAAUGUUCGGGCGGUACGUGGAAGAAUAAGGGACCGAACUGGAUCUGUGUGUCGGCAACCGCUGAUAAGGCGCUCUGGCCAGCUCUUAAGAAAAAAGGCGCUAUCAUUGUAUCUACAGAGUUCAUUCUGGCCGGUGUUCUUCGACAGAGGGUGGAAAUAGACAAGAAUAGGUUGGCUUAACAGUUAAGACUUAUCCAAAGAGAAGAUAUAAGAAAAGUUACUGUAAGAUAUGAAUAUCUUAUUUAUAUACAUUUGUUGAAAUCGUCAUGACAUAUGUACUACAACUCCAAGAUGCCAUAUAAUCCAUUUCAGUCAAAUCUGUGCAAAAAUAAACGAAACCAGAUAAGAUUACCUAAAUACGAAGAAAUAAUUUUGAUAAUUUGUAAUUAUAUACAAUUUAUUAUUGAACAUAGAAUUAAAUAUUUUUAUAUAAAAAACUAAAUCUAUCGAUAUAAUCUGCGCGCAAUCAGAAUUUGUAUUUUCGGUGGUGGUGGUUUCAUCUAGUACUUCAUUAUUAUAGAGAUUUAUGAUGGGUACGAUAAUUU
Vanessa tameamea is the source of this 4181-nucleotide messenger RNA. RefSeq lists its product as uncharacterized. NCBI's taxonomy places the organism in Eukaryota, Metazoa, Arthropoda, Insecta, Lepidoptera, Nymphalidae. Gene Ontology annotation, molecular function: protein binding. The record is from RefSeq and is a predicted model, not a curated record. The transcript has 8 exons. The coding region runs from base 103 to 3816 and encodes 1237 amino acids.